Messenger RNA from Aureobasidium subglaciale EXF-2481, 1110 nucleotides. RefSeq lists its product as uncharacterized. The record is from RefSeq and is a predicted model, not a curated record. Lineage: Eukaryota; Fungi; Ascomycota; Dothideomycetes; Dothideales; Saccotheciaceae. Gene Ontology annotation, molecular function: deubiquitinase activity. Bases 364 to 1110 code for a protein of 248 amino acids. Gene Ontology annotation, biological process: protein deubiquitination. The transcript is spliced from 2 exons.
CAUCCAUCCAUUAUGCGGCUAGAGUGCUUCCCCUUGAGACACACGUGACUGCUCUGCACGAGAUGUUUCUUGCAACUGCGACUUUGAUGCGAGAGCGACAGAGUUGAUGGAGAUAUGUUUGUGCAUGUCGUCGACAUUGUAGGAAGAUGGCCAGCCCUUGCCGUAGGCGAUUGGAAGGAGCGCGGGGAAGCAACCAUGACAUGUGAAGGAGGUUGCGACUGCCUCAUUCAUCUAUGCUCAUUUCACCGCCCUGGUUGACGAAGAAACCGUGUCGCGCAACUUAUUUGCAAGCGCCAGUGGCCUCUGUUUAUCACUCGUUGGAAGUGGGAUAUCCACCUACACAAGGACGUCGCUCAAUUGACCAUGCCGGCAUCUUCGAGUCGACACAAGCGACAAUCGUCAUCAAUGUACCGCCCAUCCACAUCCAGUAGUCUCACAAAGACCGAAGUCAAGAUCCAUGUCUACGACUUACUACCACCUGGUCGUCUCUCCUCCAUCCUCUGGACAAUCGGUGGCUCCCUCCUACACUCCGGCUUGGUGAUCAACGAACGAGAAUACGCAUACGGCGGCCACGAUCGCAAAGGCGUCAGUGGAGUCUACUGGACACGACCCAAACUCGAGCCUCCGGGUGGUACAUUUCGCUGCGAGAUCAUACAUGGCUUCACCGUGCUCUCCCAAGAAGAGAUUACGGAAGUCAUCAACGACACCUCGAGCAUAUUUCAAGGCACAAAAUACAACCUCCUCAGCAACAACUGCAACCACUUCUCCUCGUACCUCUGCGAGAGAUUGACCGGUAGACCUGGUCCUGCUUGGCUGAAUCGAGCAGCUAGUGUUGGUCUUGCAUUGCCCUGUGUGGUUCCCAAAGAAUGGAUCACCCCACCAGACCACGAGACUGCAGAUGGAGAGUUAGUGGAUGAGGAAGAGGAGGAGCAUGAUGACGACGAGAGAGCUGCCAUGCUACCUCGUGACAAGAGAAGGAAUCGCGACCAAGUCAGCAACCAGCGCAUCACUUCGAGGAAUAAGACUCCGCCGCCACGACUUGUUCUCGUCAAGGACACCAGUGGUAGGGAUAUGCCGGCCUGUGAAAGAGCACCGAUGCCUAAGAGAUGA